AUGACUACCAUCGCCGCCGCGGGUCUCAUUGACCCAUACGAAGUUCCCUCGUCGCCGUCGCCGUCGCCACCUCCGCCUCCGCCUCCCCGAAAGAGGGCUCGUGGAGCCAUACCGAAGCCCAAACCUCCCCCCGAGCCUGCAACUGCUUGGGAAGCUGUCUGGAGCGCCUACAAUGCCGUCAGACAGAAGUAUCCUACACUACAAUCGCGGCCAACUGCCAGAAGCGUCCGCGGUCUCCUGGACCUCCCGGUCGUGAGACCGUUACGAUAUGAUAGACAAAGCGUUCGCAGAAGCGACUUCAACCUCCCCCCCGGCGCCCCUCAAAGUGGCAACCGCAAUCUGAAAGCUGCGCUGUUGCAGGUGUCCAGUGCUGCUGCGCAGCAAUCGUGUUCUCGUUGUGUGCAGCACAAGAACCUGUGGGACGUUUGUGUGGAUACUGGUGAGGGCUGCUGUGCUGGUUGUUUGUGCAAUGGCCAGAAGUCCAAUUGCGCCUUCCCAGAUGUCCAAGAUGAAGGAGGAGAAGGAGAAGGAGAAGGAGCAGAAGGACAGGAAGAAGGACAAGAAGGAGGAGAGAAUGGCCUACCCUUCCUCGAAGACAUCCCAGAGGAGGCCCCAGAACCACAGGUUCACGGAGGAAAGUCCUCCUUGGGGCAGGAGGCCUCUGCAUCUGUCCGCCCAACGGAUGCAGAGCGGCGUCUGCAGUUAGAUGCCAUGACGGAUGUGGAGCGGGCGGACGCUCUACAUAAAGCAGUGCAAGAUCUUCGUCUCUUGUACGAGAGAAGAGCCCCAGAGGCCGGCAGCGACGAGGACGAGGACAAGGACACCGCCGCCCCCACCACCACCACCAUCACCAACACCAACAAGACCAAUGACGACGACGAUGAUGAUAUGGGAGAUGAUUUUGGCCGGUUUAUCGGCAAUGAGAUCGAGGAUGGCGACGCUUGUAUUGAAGCAAUGUUGGAUUGGGCUGCAAAUGGCAUGAAUAUGGAUAGUAAUGAAUGA
Pestalotiopsis fici W106-1 is the source of this 1002-nucleotide messenger RNA. RefSeq lists its product as uncharacterized. The record is from RefSeq and is a predicted model, not a curated record. The transcript is spliced from 3 exons. Bases 1 to 1002 code for a protein of 333 amino acids. NCBI's taxonomy places the organism in Eukaryota, Fungi, Ascomycota, Sordariomycetes, Amphisphaeriales, Sporocadaceae.